GCCCUGGUCCGGGAAGAUCCCACAUGCCGCGGAGCAACUAAGCCCGUGCGCCACAGCUACUGAGCCUGUGUGCUGCAGCUACUGAGCCUGUGCUCUAGAGCCCACGAGCCACAACUACUGAGCCCACGAGCCACAACUACUGAAGCCCGCACGCCUAGAGCCCGUGCUCCGCAACAAGAGAAGCCACCACAACUGGAGAAAGCCCGCGAGCAGCAACAAGAACCCAACGCAGCCAAAAAUAAAAAUAAAUAAAUUUUUUUAAAAAAGAAAAAAAAGAACAGCAGCCCGGUGAUUUUAACAAUAAAUAAAUAAAUAAAGGAGAGAGCCUGGAGGAAGGCUGGAAUUGACUUUGGAGUCGUUGCUGGCCCAGAAUCUGAGCUCAGGUGUGACUGAUGGAUUUGGGAACUGAGCCUCAGUUCCAGGGCCCGUGCUGCCAGCCUCUUAAUGGGGCCAAGUUGUGGCCUUGCCGGGGACGGGGCCGAGGGUCCCUCCGACUUAGCUAACAGGUCUAGUCCCACGGGCACCUGGCAUGGACCGCUGUGUGGCUUCUUGGUGCCACCGCAGGGUCAGCAUGCCGGUGAGUGAGAAUCGACACUGGAAAGCACAGGCCACCCCAGCUGGAGCAGCCCUUCCUCAUGGCCUGCUCAUCACUGACGUGCUGGCUUCAUUUCCAGUUCACUUUCGCUAUGUGGUGUUCCAUCCGUUCCUGGACGAGAUUCUGAUUGGAAAUAUCAAAGGCUGCAGCCCGGACGGAGUGCACGUCUCUCUAGGGUUCUUCGAUGACAUUCUCAUCCCUCCAGAGUCGCUGCAGCAGCCGGCCAAGUUUGACGAGGCGGAGCAGGUGUGGGUGUGGGAGUACGAGACGGAGGAAGGAGCGCACGACCUGUACAUGGACACCGGCGAGGAGAUCCGCUUCCGGGUGGUGGACGAGAGCUUUGUGGACACGUCCCCCACCGGGCCCAGCUCGGCCGAUGCCGCCUCUUCCAGCGAGGAGCUGCCAAAGAAGGAGGCUCCGUACACGCUUGUGCAGUACAGCAGGAAGCCUCGGGCCAGCUGUCACUUUCCGACCUUGGCCACGCCAGGAACAAACACCCUGUGGGUCUGUCUGCGUGUGAUGCGAGAUCCUGGCACCAGGGCAAGCACCCCAUCAUUUACCCAGCAGAAUGGCUUUGCCAGAGGCCUUCUGUCCCUUCACUCAUUUCUGCCAGGAAUUUUUGCCGGAACCAGGACAUCGUGUUGUGGCACCCACCCGACGCCAUGUUUCUGUCAGGCAAGUCUUGUCCUGAUGAAGGAAUCUCCGUGGAGCCUGCCUCCUGCCCUGGCCUUUCUGCUCACGUGGACGCAGGGCCGUGGAGGUAUGGGUCGGGCCAGUGGACGGUGCUCCAGGGAGAGGAGCAGUUGCAUAGCAGUGCCUGUGGCCGCCCUGUACUAAAAACUAGGGAGCAGUACACAUACGGACUAGCUGUGACCUUGGACCUGGUGGUCUGUCUGUACAACAGACACUCUCUGGGCGUUUGGGGGAUGUGGGGGCUGCAUCUUGGGCCACCCCGCCCCCCAGCCCAUCGGGGAAACUACUGGAAUGUGUGGGCGUGGGGAGGGGAGGCUGCAGCAGAAGCAGGGCGGGAAGGAAAGUGGAAAGUCUGGUGACGGGCCCGGCUGUGGCGUGGCUGUCGGCGUCCACUGACUGGCUGUGAAGGACCCCCCCCCCCGCCCCCGCCGCCCCACAGGCUGGAGUUGGUAACAGCACAGACACCACCACUCACAAAGGAACACUCACUGAAUCUGGAUUCUUAUUUUCCUUAGAAGAGCAAAAGGAUCUUUCAAACCCUUCAGCCACCAGUGAAACGAUCAUGCAGCAGAAAAACUUUAGAUGGGAGUCUGUCAUUAAAAA
Molecule: messenger RNA, 1891 nt
Organism: Physeter macrocephalus (sperm whale)
Lineage: Eukaryota; Metazoa; Chordata; Mammalia; Artiodactyla; Physeteridae
Product: RNA polymerase III subunit H
Exons: 4
Coding region: 530-1432 (300 amino acids)
Biological process (GO): transcription initiation at RNA polymerase III promoter
Cellular component (GO): RNA polymerase III complex
Source: RefSeq, a predicted model, not a curated record